UUUUUCAUACGGCAUCGACGUUUGAAAAAUAAAAAUGAAAUCUUGGGGGAGUUGAGCGGUACUCGUAGGAGAGGAAAAAAAGGGAAGCAUGUGCCUGUUUUCUCUUCUUCUUCCAGUUGUGGGCAGUUGUUUUUAGUUUCAUUCAUUAAAGCUUUUGCUUGGUAGAUAUUGAAAUGGAGGAGGUUAUGAUUCAGAGUAAUACAAUGACCAUGGAUAAAGCUGGUAAUGUAAUCAUAGACAUUGAAAGCCUGAAGCAUCCUCCUCCUGAUAAACGUUGCUGUGGGAGUUCUAAAUCUCUUGUUCGUAAGAGUUCCUGCCGGAUGGAGAAGCAGGAAAUGGAGGAGCCAUCAAAAAAUCUUUUCGUGAAAGUUCUGCCUCCGCUAUUGGAUCAACUAAAGCCUCCGUUGGUUCAAAACAAAGCUCUGAUAGCAGUACCUUCUGUGCUUAAUAGCCCUAUUUCAGCUGAUUCUGGGGACGGAAGAAACCGAAGGUUCCAGCGUUGGAAAACGAUUCACCCACGGAAAAUCCUCCUCUUUUUUGCCACCAUUCUUGCGGUGUCAUCACUUAUUGAAGAGCUGCAUCGUAAGUCUGGGUCUGCCCACCACGCCAAGAAAGGUGUGUAUUGAUGGGUUUGCACCACCAUCAUAUAAUAGUGUAUCCCGUCAUGCAAAUAAAUGCUUGUAUGAGUCUUCAAAAAUAAAACAGGAUCCCUCGCCACGCUAAGAAAAGCGGUAAGGAUGUCACCCGUGCAAUCUGAAGCACCCGCAACAUAUUCCCUUGCAGUGUCAAGAAAACAAGCACGAGUACUUUAUUUUGAAUAGUCUUAUCACGUCUCGAGCAUUAUGAGCAAGCUGCACCCCGACACACUAAGAAAAACAUGCAUAUGGCUCCCCACAACACAUUGAACAAGUCAAAAUAAAUAUUUCAGGAGCUUUUUGAUUUGCCCACUACUUUGCAAGUACAGCAUAUGAGUUUCGCCCCACCACGCUCGAUGCGCCAAAUGUGUAGUGAUAAAUGUCUCAAGAAUUAUGAGUGUUAUACCCUUCGUGCGACGAUGAGAUGAUCAUUUUAGCACAUCUUCAUGAAUAUCACUUGUAAACUUGCGCUCCCCUACCCGCAUCAGAAUCAUUUACAUAUGCACCAUACACAUCAGCAAGAUAAAAUGAACGCAUUAGAUUUUAAUUUAAUGUGGAAGCUUGAUUUCCUUUCCCCACCUCUUCAUCUACCUGAUAAUUGCAUGCAGCUCGUCAAGAAGGCGGCUGAGAGAUGAAUGGGAAUUUUACCGGCAAGUGGAGGGAGCUGAGAAAUGGGACGGCUCAACGGUGGUGAAGCAGGAAGGUUAUGUUGGGGAGGGGGAAGGUUGACUUGCAGGAAUUAAGCUCGGCGGCGAGGAGAUUUCCGUCUGUUUGCCGGAAGGAGAGUGGAUCGACGGAGAAAAGAGGGAAACGGGCUUGCAGUUCCUGCGGGCAUGAGCAGUUGCGUGAAGGAGAGGUUGAUGCGUGCCGGAUGGAUGGCUGCAGCGGCCAGGGGUUGAGCCAGUCGGCGAGGAAGAGGAGAACAGAAGUUCUGUGCUUGAAAGGGAGGAGGGGAGGAAUUGCGGACUGUUUCACGUGGAGUGGGGAACGGGGCCGGAGGCUACACGUGAUCCAGAUGGAUCUGCGGUCUUUCUACUACGUGGAGAAAAGGAUAG
Messenger RNA from Phalaenopsis equestris, 1690 nucleotides. RefSeq lists its product as uncharacterized. Lineage: Eukaryota; Viridiplantae; Streptophyta; Magnoliopsida; Asparagales; Orchidaceae. The record is from RefSeq and is a predicted model, not a curated record. The coding region runs from base 174 to 626 and encodes 150 amino acids. The transcript has 6 exons.